Messenger RNA from Candida dubliniensis CD36, 2754 nucleotides. It is a transcript of the gene PMR1, whose product is annotated as Ca(2+)/Mn(2+)-transporting P-type ATPase. The record is from RefSeq and is a predicted model, not a curated record. The transcript has a single exon. Gene Ontology annotation, molecular function: ATP hydrolysis activity; P-type calcium transporter activity; ATP binding. Lineage: Eukaryota; Fungi; Ascomycota; Pichiomycetes; Serinales; Debaryomycetaceae. Bases 1 to 2754 code for a protein of 917 amino acids. Gene Ontology annotation, cellular component: endoplasmic reticulum; Golgi membrane; plasma membrane. Gene Ontology annotation, biological process: calcium ion transmembrane transport; intracellular calcium ion homeostasis; manganese ion transport.
AUGAGUGCUAAUCCAUAUGAUAUAGAGCAUAAGUUACCACCACAACGUGCAAACACUCCGUCACUCAAGUACUCUCAGAAAUCAAUUGAAGAAACUGCAGCAGACUUACAAACCGACAUCAAGGUAGGUUUAACCAAUAGCCAGGACGUGUUGAAUAGACGAUCCAUUCAUGGCAUCAACGAAUUAAAUGGUGAUGAAGAGGAGAGUCUAUUGUGGAAAUUCGUUUCAUCUUUCUACCAAGAUCCUUUGAUUUUACUUUUGAUUGGUUCUGCAGUGAUUAGUUUUUGGAUGGGGAAUAAAGAUGACGCUAUAUCAAUCACAUUAGCCAUCACUAUAGUCGUCACUGUUGGAUUCGUGCAGGAAUAUAGGUCUGAAAAGUCCUUGGAAGCAUUGAACAAGUUAGUCCCCGCAGAGGCUAAAUUAACACGAACCGGAAGUACAUCGAGUGUAUUGGCCCUGGUUUUAGUUCCAGGUGACUUGGUCCAUUUUUCGCAAGGUGAUAGAAUCCCUGCCGACAUUAGAUUGACAGAAGCAGUUCAUUUAACCAUCGAUGAAAGUAAUUUAACUGGUGAGAACAGACCCGUGAAAAAGACCAUAGACACAGUUACCUCAUCUGAUCCAGCAGUCACAGAAAGAACUGACAUUGCAUUCAUGGGUACAUUAGUCAGAGACGGACACGGUAGUGGUAUUGUUGUUGCCACCGCGGGCCAAACAGUAUUUGGAUCCGUGUUUGAAAUGAUGAGUGACAUUGAAAAGCCCAAAACUCCAUUACAACAAGCAAUGGAUAAAUUGGGGAAAGACUUGUCUAUUUUCAGUUUUAUAGUUAUCGGUAUAAUUUGUCUCAUUGGUAUAUUCCAAGGCCGAUCGUGGCUCGACAUGUUUCAGAUUUCCGUGUCUUUAGCAGUGGCUGCUAUUCCUGAAGGGUUACCGAUUAUUGUUACAGUUACCUUAGCAUUGGGUGUUUUACGUAUGGCCAGACAAAAAGCAAUUGUUAGACGUUUACCAAGCGUGGAAACAUUGGGAUCAGUCAAUGUUAUCUGCUCAGACAAGACCGGUACGCUAACCCAAAAUCAUAUGACGGUGACAAAGAUAUGGACAGCUGAUUUCAAGGGCAGCUUUAACACCCCCUUCUUGGCAGUAGAAAGACUAGAUGACAAUACCUUGCAUCAUCAGCUUACAUCCAAUAUGCAUAAAGUUUUGGAAUGUGGUAAUAUUUGUAACAACGCCAGAUAUUCCACCGAGAGCGAAAAAUACGUUGGGAACCCAAGUGAUAUCGCCCUUGUCGAAAGCUUGCCUCAUUUUGGUUUGGAAGAUAUGAGAGGACAGAAACAAAGACUUUAUGAAUUGCCAUUUUCUUCGAAUAGAAAAUACAUGGCAGUUUGCGUGCACACUGGCGACAUUGAAAAAUCAGAAACUAUUGCCAAAGGUGCCACAGAGAAAAUAUUGCAACUUUGUGAUCGUUACUACGACGAAAAUGGAUCUGCGAAACCAUUGACAGAAGCUAUUAAAGAGUCCAUUCACGAAAAGUCCCGUUCGUUGGCAAGAGAUGGGUUGAGAGUGUUGGCGUUUGCUAAAAACAAUAAGAAAUUUGAUGAAAAAACAAAAGAACCCACAGAAUUGGUAUUUUGCGGCUUAAUUGGUAUGAAAGAUCCCCCUAGACCAAAAGUAGGACAGUCAAUUGCAAGAUUAAUGCAAGGUGGUGUACAUGUUAUUAUGAUUACUGGUGAUUCGCCAACAACUGCUGUCAACAUUGCCAGACAAAUCGGUAUCCCUGUUGUUGGGGACCAUGCGGUAUUGACAGGUGACCAAAUUGAUAGUUUGAGCGAAGAAGCCCUCACCAAAGCAAUUCACGAUGUCUCGGUAUUUGCCAGAACAACCCCUGAGCAUAAAGUAACUAUUGUGAAAGCUUUGCAAAGAAGGGGCGACAUUGUUGCCAUGACUGGGGAUGGUGUGAAUGAUGCCCCGGCUUUGAAAUUGGCUGACAUCGGUAUAGCAAUGGGUAAGAAUGGUACAGAUGUUGCUAAGGAAGCUGCAGAUAUGGUUUUGACAGAUGACGACUUUUCUACAAUUCUUAGUGCUAUUGAAGAAGGUAAGGGUAUUUUCAACAACAUACAAAAUUUUAUCACCUUCCAAUUGAGUACCAGUAUCGCUGCAUUGACUUUGGUAGCUUUAUCUACCUUCUUUGGUUUGCCUAACCCCUUGAAUGCUAUGCAGAUCUUGUGGAUUAAUAUCUUGAUGGAUGGUCCUCCGGCACAGUCUCUUGGUGUAGAGCCAGUUGAUCACGAAGUUAUGAAUAAACCUCCAAGAAAGCGUAACGAUGUGAUUCUUACCCGACAGGUGAUCAGAAGAGUUUUGCAAUCUGCUGCCAUCAUCAUUGUUGGUACCAUGUAUGUUUUCAUCAAGGAGAUGACUGACGGUGUGAUUACUGCUAGAGACACUACAAUGACGUUUACCUGUUUUGUUUUGUUUGAUAUGUUCAAUGCCUUAUCGUGUCGCCAUUAUUCCAAACUGAUUUUUGAGUUGGGCAUGACUAACCAGAUGUUUAAUUUUGCGGUUCUUGGAUCAUUGAUAGGUCAAUUUUGUGCUGUUUAUGUGCCUUUUUUCCAAAGCAUUUUCCAAACAGAGGCUUUAAACUUUGGUGAUAUUUUACGUUUGAUUAUUUUGACUAGUACUGUAUUUGCUGUGGACGAAAUUAGAAAGUGGUUGCGUAGAAGGAAGACGGUGUAUACCAAUAACUAUAGUUAUGGUGUAUAG